AUGCCGAUCAACAUCAUGCGGAACCCGUUUCGCAAACAAGAUGAGAAUGCGCGGCCGACGACGGGAGGAGCAGAGAGGCCUGUCAACGGUGCUGCGACGAAACCAGUCGAUAUCAAAGAGAAGGAAGGGCAGCCGACGGAAUAUAAACUAAGUGAGAUCAACGACAGCGGCGUCUUCGUCCCUCCUUCACCGCCAGAGCGCAAGUCAUUCUGGACGACUUCUUCCUCCCGCAGCACCACGACUCUCAGCAGCGCCCACCGCAGCGUCUUUAAUGAAAACGAACCCUUCAACAUCUCCCGCGAAUCCUUCGACUCCUACCGCCGCUCCUUCGACAUCUCCGCGCGCUCGCCUGUCAUACAACCCACAGAGCAACGUCCACGGGCUUCACUUGACUCGAGGACGUUCCAGCAACCGGCGCCGAGGAGCUCGAGUAGCUUUCACAGACCUCUGCAGGUACCCCGCACCCAGAAGGAGGAAGAAGGAGAUCUGGAGGAGGUCGCUCUGGAUGAGCCGAAGCCGGCGCCGCAGAAGAAGCGAGGGAUGUUGAGCCGGAUCAUGGAUUCGGAUUCACAUUCUGAGAGGCCCAGCAGUCACGACGGUACAAGUAAAAGUUCCGCAUGGCAUCAUUUCGGCGGCAGGAAGAGGGGUCAGUCGGGGCAAGGAGCGGAGUUGGGCAGUAUUCCGAAGAGAGAGGAGACGCCUAAGCCGGAGAGUCAGCUGAAGAAGGAGAACACACCAAAGCCCGCGGAUGCUCAGGAAGCGAGCGAAGACGUCGCAAAGCCAGCCACGACCCAACCGACGUCAACGGAAGCACCAUCGCAGCCGAAACCGCAGACUCCACAAGCUACCGCCGGCGCGCAGAAGGAGAACUCUCAGGCGCCUGUGGUGACUGUUAACGGUGUUUCUUGA
Messenger RNA from Saxophila tyrrhenica, 909 nucleotides. RefSeq lists its product as uncharacterized. The record is from RefSeq and is a predicted model, not a curated record. NCBI's taxonomy places the organism in Eukaryota, Fungi, Ascomycota, Dothideomycetes, Mycosphaerellales, Extremaceae. The coding region runs from base 1 to 909 and encodes 302 amino acids. The transcript is spliced from 2 exons.